Molecule: messenger RNA, 303 nt
Organism: Diversispora eburnea
Lineage: Eukaryota; Fungi; Glomeromycota; Glomeromycetes; Diversisporales; Diversisporaceae
Source: the annotation of a GenBank genome assembly
AUGUCAGGCCAUCAAGUAUCAUCUUCCGAAUUAAGCCCGCAAAUAAGUGAAGAAGGAGGUCAACUCAAAACAAAGGCAACAGCAUUUAAAAAUCGCAUCGACACAAAUGAAGCGAAUUCGACAACAAAAUUAAGUGUAGAGUCUGAACUUGAUGGAUCUCGAGGUUAUGGUAAUUUGGAUUAUGUAGUUGAAAUACAAGAUGUUCCUAUAUUGAUUAAUGAGGCCAAGAAGCAAGAUAUGGAAAAGGAAAUUGCUCAAUAUUUGGUUCAAGUUUAUACUGCAGCCGAGGUAAACCUGAAGUAA